Molecule: messenger RNA, 1590 nt
Organism: Peniophora sp. CBMAI 1063
Lineage: Eukaryota; Fungi; Basidiomycota; Agaricomycetes; Russulales; Peniophoraceae
Source: the annotation of a GenBank genome assembly
AUGAGCACGUCGGCGUCACCGUCGCCCACGAUCAUGGAGAGGCCGCAGGAGAGGCUGGAUGAGAAGGACGUGGAGAAGGCCGCCCCUUCCAUGCCUGCGCCUCAGGCGGCGCCUGCCCCCUCGCCCGCGACAGAAUCAACUGCGCCAGGACAAACGAGGAAAUUCGACUUCUGGUUCUUGCCCAUACCGAAACGAUUACGCUAUGAGCCUGAGCGAAAGGUCCACUUCGGGCUGCUUUUGAACAGCAUCUUUGGCUUCGCCAGUACAUUCAUUGUGGCGAACUUGUAUUACUGCCAGCCGAUCCUGAUUGAACUGGCUGCAUACUUCAACGUGGAUUAUGACCGCAUAGCCCGUGUCCCUACUUUGGUACAAGGAGGCUACGGCUGUGGUCUUCUACUCAUCGCACCCCUGGGAGACCUCGUUCCAAGAAGACCGUUGCUGCUUGGCACCAUCUUUAUCGCGUUCUCCCUCACAAUCGGUCUAGCCACCACAAAAUCCCUCGUCGCUUUCGAGGUCAUCACGUUUUUCGUCGGCAUGGCCAGUGUUGCACCUCAGAUCCUCAUCCCUCUUGCCGCGGACCUUGCGCCGCCCGAACGUCGCGCGUCAGCCAUGGCCCUCGUGCUCGGUGGACUCCUCUUCGGUGUUCUGCUCGCCCGCGUGCUGGCGGGUAUCAUCGCGCAAUUCUCAAGUUGGCGCAACGUGUACUACAUGGCACUCGGUGCACAAGUUGCCGUAUUCGGCGCUCUCUGGUCAACAUUGCCGGAUUAUCCAUCGAAGAAUCCGCACUUGACAUAUGUUCGCAUCAUGGGGAGCAUGGUUAAGCUCGCCGUCACGGAGCCGCGCCUGAUACAGGCAUGCAUAGUCAGCCUCGCGUCGUCUGUUGUCUUCACCUGCUAUUGGAUCAGUCUGACUUUCGUGCUCGGUGACCCACCUUACAGCUACUCGACACUCGUCAUCGGAUUGUUUGGUCUCAUAGGCGCCGUCGGAGUUAUGUUGUCACCUCUCGUCGGCCGCCUGGUCGACAAGAUGAUACCCUGGUAUUCUGCACUCUUCGCGACAAUCAUGUUGAUGCUUGUGAUGGCAAUCUACUGGGGUGCGGCGGGGCUGAACGUAGCUGCUGUGGUUGUUACUACGAUUGGCUUGGACGUGUUCCGACAGCUUCAGCAAGUCAGUCUGACGACAAGCGUGGUGAGCAUCAGCGCGCCGAUGCGUGCUCGGCUCAACAGCAUACUCAUUCUCGCGCUAUUUGUGGGACAAGUGACCGGCUCUGCUGUCUCUGCCGAGAUUUAUACAAGAUACGGUUGGCGCGCGAUCGGCGCGUUUAUGUUUGCAUUGUGCGCGUUCCAAAUCCCACUCCUACUCGUCCGUGGGCCACACACACAGCGCUAUACCUGGUUUGGCUACCAGGGCGGACUUGAGUUUCGAAAGAGUGUCGUGGCGGCGCGCGAGAAGGAGAGGGUGGAACAUGCUGAGGUGGAACGGGCGAGUGGAGCCGCUGCCGACAGCAAGCAGCCUCUGCCUGAAGAGACAGCUGCGCAAACCCAAACGGCCGCGGAUGAAAAACGUGACGACCCUUCCACGAGUGUAUGA